Messenger RNA from Pseudovirgaria hyperparasitica, 3339 nucleotides. RefSeq lists its product as uncharacterized. The transcript has a single exon. The record is from RefSeq and is a predicted model, not a curated record. Bases 207 to 2876 code for a protein of 889 amino acids. NCBI's taxonomy places the organism in Eukaryota, Fungi, Ascomycota, Dothideomycetes, Acrospermales, Acrospermaceae.
ACAUCAGAAAGAGUACAUUCCAUCAGGGACCUACUAUCUCUAUAUGCGCAAUCUACUCUACAUACUGACAAGUCCUUUUUACAGAUGUCUUGGAUGCCGCUCCGUGGCUUGCACAGCCUCUCAACCUCCAAAGCGGGGUCAACACGACUAAUCACUCAUCAUUAACCCAAAGCUCUAAAUCCUCUCUAAUCCUCUGCUGGCGCAUCAUGUCGCGACUUUCGCAAGGCUUCUCGAAUCUAUCGCUAACGUCGAGCCUCAGUCGCGAAGCACAAGCAGAUCUAAAUCGGCAGCAUCAACGCUGGGGAGAUACAUUAGAUCGAGCUCGAGCUGGUAACCAAGCACAAGUUGGUCCACAUUUUCCUAUUAUCCUACCACCGGAUGACUCUGAAAAACAAUCGUGGAAAUGCUUGCAGUAUGAAGCUUUGCCAACCGAGACAUCGAUUCGUCUCAUACGCAUUCUUCCACUUCCCUCCCUACCGCACACUCUCACUGCACUCCAUGAUCCGAUUGUCUGCCAGAUAAUUACCGUUGAUCUGGCGGAUAAGCCUGCUUAUACUGCCCUGUCAUACUGCUGGGGAGAUCCACAGAAUCUGUUCCCAUUCCGUGACCUCCAUCGUCCGGCCAAAGCCUGGGCAGCUCCAGCGUUCGAGAUCCGGGUCCUCAACAAUGAGACAGAUUCGCAGCCGAUAUCUGUAAGCGCCAAUCUCUAUGCUGCUCUGCUUUCGCUUCGAUACUUGGUCACUGAGAAAGCGUUUGGUGUCAACGAUUAUACCGACGCCGCUGCGUGUCCGUGUGACAACUUUUGGAUCGAUGCCAUAUGCAUCGACCAGCUCAACAACACCGAGAAGACUUCUCAAGUAGCGAUGAUGCAUCGGAUAUAUAAACAAGCCACUAUGGUUAACGUCUGGCUAGGUGGCUCUGAUCCUGCGUCUGACAUAUUCGUACUCAUCAUGAACCGACUUGUUAAGUUGUUCAUUGCUCACAACCAACAGCCUGGCGAGCUUGCUAGCCUUCGCCACAUGCGAAUCGCAGACGAGGACAUGUAUAAGAAGCUCAACAAGACUGUUGAUGGAUAUUCCUUCGACUUCAGUCCCAUUACCACUGGAGAAUGGCUGUCGGUCUUUGCUUUCUUCUCCCGCUCGUGGUUCUCGAGGGCGUGGGUUGUCCAAGAGCUUGCAUUCGCAAACAAGGCAUUCGCACUAUGCGGAACAUCUUUACUCGACAUUGAUGAGCUAGUCAUCAUACAGAAUGGCCUACGCCAUACAAACUGGGGCACGCAACUUCAAGCCCUUGCCGUGUACUAUAUCGACCCCGAACCACAUAUCCACGAUGAGGUCAUGGAGCGCCGGUUGCCGAAGAGCAACGUCCCCCGGUUGUUCAGGCCAAGUGGCUCUACUUGGGGAGCUAUGGAUACUCUCGUUGAGAUCUUCAAUGUGGCGUUUGGCCUCGGCCGCACGAGUCAUUUCCUCUGGAAAGAAGGAGUUUGGGGCCAUGAGCGUCGUACAGAUUGUCAUCCGCACACAUUGAUGGAGGCCAUGGGAAUCUUCCACAACUCGAAGGCAACUGAUCCGCGAGACAAAGUGUUUGCAUUCUUUGGUGUGUCGGAGGAGUUUGUUGAUGGCGCAGUGGUAUCUGGAUUUGUUACAGUGAAAGCAGACUACAGCUAUACAGUGCGAGAGGUCUUUACACAGACGACUGUAUUUUGCUUACAUAUGAGAAACGGACUCGAGAUCUUAGAAAGAAAUGGCCCUCAGACUGAGGAGAAUGCCCAUAAUCUUCCGUCAUGGGUCCCAGACUUCUCCUCUCCCGCUCCUUUCAAUGGACGCAUGCCAUGGUCAGCAAUAGACGCAGGCAAGGCUGAGUUCAAGGUCAAUCUUCAACAAGGUAUCUUAAACAUUCGCGCCAUUCGUAUUGGCACAGUCACAUCCACGUUCAAGUAUGGGUCCGACGUUGAUUUAAUCUUACUCUCUGAGUUCCUAAAGCCCUUCUGUGCAGAACUGGCAUAUCCGGUGCCUUUCUGGGACGCCGCCAAUCGAGCCCAGUGGCAAAACUUGCGUUGGAAUUUACCGGCACCGAGGCCUAAAGGAAGUAUAGACAUCCAUUCGCGCUGGCAAGUCCUGUGGAGGACUCAAGUGCGAAACAAUACCAACCCACAUUAUCCUGCCGACGAAGCCGAGGCCACGAUGAUGCUCAGGUCCCUGGAGAAAUGCCUCUUGCAGGAGAUGUUGAAGUUUCUUGACUGGUACGGUCGAGAGUUGGAAGAGAACAAAGCGCGCCUCACUGCAGUCAUCGAUUUCAGUGGUCGGCGCACAACACCGCCACUUUCAAAGAUCCUAUACACCAACAUGCUGAACGAGACGUGGAAGGAGAGAAUGAAGCAGGAGUUUCCAGCCCGUGCAAAGACGAUGACCAAGAGCAUCGAAGCAUUACAACACAUCGUUGGAGACCUACGCAACGACGGCCAGUUCAAGUACAUACACGAAUUUCGCGCAGACGUUGCAAGUCAUACCGUUCGAAACCAGCAUCCCAUAAGCAGCAUAUUCAACUUUGUAGACAUCAUCAGCAGCAGGAUACAGACCAUCACCGGCGAGGGUCUUGACACGCGUCCUUCCAAGAUGCUGAUACAAACAUCGACUAAUCUCAUGGGCAACGCACCACUAGCAACCAAAGCGGGAGACGAGAUAUGGCUGAUACCAGGCCUCCGAUCGCCAGCUAUACUACGCAAGGCCGAAAAGUCCAUGCUCGAGCGCUUGCUGAGCAGAGGGCUUGAGUAUGACUUCGCAUUUCUCGGCGCAGCGUAUAUUCAUGGCAUCAUGCAUGGCGAGGCCACAGAGGGCGUCAAGGACGAGGAUUUCUGUGAGAUUCGUCUGAUCUGAAGCCCUGCUUAGCAUCAUUAGACACCUUCAUGCAGGUAGUCUCAGUCGGAGAGUGUAGUUUGAGCAGUAACCUUUGAACUGAAAGGUAAAACAGCAGAUUGAUUCCGCGAGAGAUGGACUUGGUACCGGCCUUGCAGCACAUAUCACACCAUUUCGUAACUCUCUUAUCGUCGUCGAUGCGGUGGAGCUUCUCGCCUGCUUUUAGGGGACUGGGUCGAUACCGGGGAGUCUCAGUUGAGAUGAUGUGGUAGAUCAUGGCAUGAAUGUCGUCACUUGGCAAUUGAGUCGCUAGCCCCAGAGGAAUCACGGCAGUUAUGUGACAUACUCCUUUUGGCGUUUCCGUUCAGGUAAACUGUUUUGCUUCCACUGAGAUCCGCGGUUCUUGGCAGGCACCACACUACCUUCAGGGCUACGUACGUCUACCUGUGGACGUUAUGAACGAAUUAUUGGCGCCAAGGAUCCU